AUGGGGGUCGAUUAUUACAAGGUUCUUCAGGUUGAUCGGAAUGCGAAAGAUGACGAUUUGAAGAAAGCUUAUCGCAAACUCGCUAUGAAAUGGCAUCCCGACAAGAACCCUAACAGCAAAAAGGAAGCCGAAGCCAAAUUCAAGCAGAUCUCCGAAGCUUACGAUGUCUUGAGCGAUCCUCAAAAGCGAGCAAUCUACGAUCAAUACGGAGAAGAAGGCUUAAACAGCCAGGCCCCACCUCCCGGAGCCGGCGGUUUCCCUGGUGGUUCGGACGGAGGUGCUUCGUUCCGUUUCAACGGUAGAAGCGCCGACGACAUCUUCUCGGAGUUCUUUGGCUUCUCAAGACCAUUCGGUGACUCACGCGGUGGUGCAGGUCCUUCCGGUGGCUUCCGGUUCCCCGGCGAUGACGUUUUCUCGAGAAAAGCUGCUCCUAUAGAGAGACAGCUUCCUUGUAGCUUGGAGGAUCUCUACAAAGGCACCACUAAGAAGAUGAAGAUCUCUCGUGACGUCCUCGACUCAACCGGGAAACCGACGACGGUGGAAGAGAUAUUGACGAUAGAAAUCAAGCCGGGAUGGAAGAAAGGGACGAAGAUAACGUUCCCGGAGAAAGGAAACGAGCAUAGAGGGAUCAUACCGUCGGAUCUUGUGUUCAUAGUCGAUGAGAAGCCACAUGCUGUGUUCAAGCGAGAUGGGAACGACAUUGUGGUCACUCAGAAGAUCCCACUCGUGGAGGCUCUCACGGGGUACACCGCUCAGGUCACGACGCUUGACGGAAGGACGAUAACGGCUCCGGUUAGCAGUGUGAUCAGCCCUACUUAUGAAGAGGUUGUGAAAGGGGAAGGCAUGCCGAUUCCUAAAGACCCGUCGAGAAAAGGCAACUUGAGAAUCAAAUUCAGUGUUAUGUUCCCGUCGAGGCUAACGACUGAGCAGAAAACUGGAAUCAAACGGAUGUUUUCGUCUUCUUAG
This is a messenger RNA of Microthlaspi erraticum, 966 nucleotides long. The record is from the annotation of a GenBank genome assembly. Lineage: Eukaryota; Viridiplantae; Streptophyta; Magnoliopsida; Brassicales; Brassicaceae.